AUGUCAGCGGCGGAUGUGACUCGAGCGGCGUUCGCUUCUGGUUUAUCACCAUUAACAUGGGGUAGACUUGUGCGCUCUGCCACAGGAGGAGCACCAUACCAUGGCGCACUGUAUGGACCAGAAAUCUGCAGUACGCUGCUUGACCUUGUCGCCCAAUAUCCUUCUUCUCCUCUGCUUCAAUCCUAUCUCUGUCUAUCUCUUGGACUACCACCUACUACUGAGCUCAGUCCACACACUCCUGCGCCUCCUGCAUUACCCACUGCUCCCUUGGUGCCGCUCUAUGUCUACCUCUCCUCUGUCCUGGCAUCGGUCGGUCGGUUCCCUUCGCCCAUUCCUGUCCAACUCGCAGAACCUCUAUGUCGUCUCGCACUCCUCACUCACACGACCUACAACUCUCCCCUCCUCCCUCCAGCCGCGUCCCCUCUCCCCCUCAUCCCACAAUUCGUCAUCCUCCUCUCCUCACUCUCCCAUUCAUCCCUCUCCGCACCCCCUACCGCAGCUCCCGAACUCCUGCUACACACCCUAUCCCUCCUCCAGGCACAGCAUCAGAUCCCCCUCCUCACCCCUUCCGAAAAACAGGCCAUCCUGCACUCUAUCGAUGCUUCCCAAACUUUCCAGGACGUGUUCACCAUCGCUUACAAGGGGCUUGUUCGCGUGAGGGAGCUGAUAAGGAUCAUGGACCUGGGAGAAGGGGGGAUGUGGGGCCCUAUGACAGGGGUUGGAGUAGGCGUGGAACCUGUAGUAGUAGACAGAGAAGGGGAGGAACCGAGUUUGCCCUUGAUGUCACUGGUGUUGGCUAGUCUUGUCGAAAACCGCACAACACCAUUCGGCGCCUCCUCCCACCUCUCCUCCCGCUCCCAGCUCCUCCCCCCCUCCCCCUCCUCCCAGCUCUACCCCUCCCUCCUCCAAGCCUCUAUCUCCCUGAUCGUCCUGCACCCGUACCCCCCAAGUGUGAAAGAAGGACAUCCCUCAGAGAGUGCAUAUUGUCAGGCUGUCAUAUGGAGGUCGUUUAUCCUUUCCCGUUUGCCGGCUUUGCUUUGCCCACUUCCGGAAUCCACUACCGUAACCGCAACGACCACGACCAACGCCGGGGAGCCCACCACCGAAGCAGGGCCAUUCGAACAAGCCCUCACAGCCCUUUUCACAGACUGGAAAUCCCAGCUGGAUCAAUGUAACCCUCCUCCCCCAGUUCCCGGUGUGGGCGCUGGGAGCGGGGCCUUCGGCUCUGACGGGGUGGACGAAGAAGCUCGACCCCCUUCAUUCCGCAUCGACCUCCUCCGAUCGCUCACCAGUCACUCCCUCCUCCCCCCAGCAUCAGCAGCGCUCAUCUGCCCUUCGUACACUUCUGCCGACCCGCCCCUCUCUAUAGAAGCAGCGGAAAACAUGCUCACACCUCAAGAGUACAUCGAGGACCGCCUUUCCUCCGCGUCGGAGGACGCGCUCGCCUUCCUAACCCGGAUGGAAGGGGACUGGGCUGCCCAUCCGCUCCUGGCCUCCUGGUUCAGGGAUAGGCUGGCCAGUGCCUCCGAAUCGGGCAGUCUGGAUCAGCUAGCUGCCGCUUGCCGACUCCUCUGUGCCCAUAGGCUCGCACUGGACCUCCUCAGCCUAUGGAUCCCCGUUCAAGAGCUCGUCGACCUCGCCAGCUCAUUCCUCGACACCUUCGACUUGGAGACAGUUGACGACCCCCAGUCCGCCCUGUCCCUGUACGGAGAAAUCGUCCUUUUCUGCCAGUACACCUCGAGCAAAUACCAUCUCCCCCCUCCCAGCCCAAGCCCGGCAUGGCGUACCCAGCUCACGCCCUCCCUUCCCCGGCUAAACACGGACGAGUCGGCCCUCCUGUCCAAAUGGGUUAAAGCCCUCUUCUCCCCUAACGAGGGGAUCGAUGACCCCAUGCUGCGGAGCACUGACCCCGCGCUCCUACUAAGACUGACAACAACCGUCUUCCACCAAGCGCUCGUUGCGCGCUCUUUUGACCUGCUCGACUCCGAAACGCUGCAGAACGGCAUCGGGUACUUCCUCUCCUCCCUCCUCUCCUGGACACUGGUAGGAGUGAUCAACUACCUCACAGCGGAGGUAGAGCGCCAAGCGCCCUAUUCCUCCCUGCACUGGGACGUACUGCAGACGCUCGUCAUGUCAGAGAGCUGUCCGAGGGUGGUGCUGGUCGUUACGGGAGGGGCAGUCUUGAGGUUGUUGGGGAAUGGGAGGUUGAGAGCUUUGGACCCGCAAGGGGCGGGGGUAGGGGAAAGGGCUACGGAUGGAGGACCGGGAGGAGCGGGGGGACCGGGAGAGGGCCUGGGAGGGCUGAGGGAGGUCGUGGGCAGGCUGCUCUGUUUGGACCAAGAUCGGGAUCCCUUCACCGACCGGAGGCACACCCACACCCUCCCUUCCUGGUCCGACAACUGCCAAACCGCCAUCCGCGAAGCCUUCACCUCCGCGCACCUCAACCGCGCCACAACACUGGACGUCGAUGCCUACCUGUCCGUCCUCCGGCCUCCAGAGUUCGUGCAUAUCUUAUGGGACGCAUGUGUUUCCGGAGCGUCGAUGGGUGCCAUGGACGGAUGUCGGAUCGUCAGUUCGUUCCUGCUUAGUGGGCUUAGGUCGCCUGCUUCACCUCCUCUCCUGCCCUACUUCCUCCUAGUGUUCGUUCCCACAUUAUUGGUAGACCUGGACCGUCAGACCCCACCUCAGUCUACGACACUAGACACCCUAGUGACGAUCAUCACCUCCGCAUGUCAUCUUUCCUUCCAACUGGAGCGCUCAUUCCUCAAGCUAGCAGACGGAGCACUGCUCUCCCUCGAGCUGCGCAGUCGACUCCAGCCUCGGGUAUGGCUGAAUGCCCUCCUCGACCGGCUGGAAACCGCCCAAGGCCCGGCGAGCCGGCUGCUCGCUAAACGCCUACAUUUGGUCCUGAACGACUAG
Molecule: messenger RNA, 2919 nt
Organism: Dacryopinax primogenitus
Lineage: Eukaryota; Fungi; Basidiomycota; Dacrymycetes; Dacrymycetales; Dacrymycetaceae
Exons: 5
Coding region: 1-2919 (972 amino acids)
Biological process (GO): regulation of transcription by RNA polymerase II
Cellular component (GO): mediator complex
Molecular function (GO): transcription coregulator activity
Source: RefSeq, a predicted model, not a curated record